UGUUUAGCUCCGUGUGUCGCUGUCCACUACAUCGGUGGUGCUGGUUUGGUAAUCCACAUUCUGAGGUGCAUAUCUAAGCAUCAACAAACGCGAAGAUGGCGGCCAGGACAAUGCAAGCGGCGCGAUGCCCCACAGACGAACUCUCUCUGACCAACUGCGCCGUGGUGAGUGAGAAGGAUCUGCAGUCUGGACAGCAUGUGACGGUGAAGACCACGCCCAACCACAAGUUUGUGUUUACAGUAAAGAGCCACCACACUGUGACGCCCGGCACUAUUGCCUUCAGUUUGCCCCAGAGAAAAUGGGCUGGUUUAUCCAUCGGACAAGAAGUGGAAGUGGCCAACUACAACUUUGACAAGUCUAGGCAGUGCGUCGGCCUCAUUACCAUUGAGAUUGACUUCCUCCAGAAGAAGAGCACAGACACCAGCCCCUACGACUCGGACAAGAUGGCCAGCGAGUUCAUUCAGCAGUUCAACAACCAGUCCUUCUCUGUGACCCAGCAGCUGGUGUUCAGUUUUUGUGACAAACUCUUCGGCUUGAUGAUUAAGGAUAUAGAGGCCAUGGAUUCUAGCAUCCUGAAAGGGGAGGCACCAUCUGGGAAAAAACAAAAGAUUGAGAUUGGCCUGUUGGUAGGCAAUAGUCAAGUGAUUUUCGAGAAGGCAGACAGUUCCUCACUCACAUUAGUGGGCAAGGCUAAGACCAAAGAGGCUCGCCAGACCAUCAUUAACCCCGACUGGAACUUUGAGCGUAUGGGCAUCGGUGGUCUGGAUAAGGAGUUUUCUGACAUCUUCCGUAGGGCCUUCGCCUCUCGUGUCUUCCCCCCAGACAUUGUGGAACAGAUGGGUUGUAAGCACGUGAAGGGUAUCCUGCUCUUCGGUCCUCCCGGUUGUGGUAAGACCCUGAUGGCUAGGCAGAUCGGCAAGAUGCUGAACGCUCGCGAGCCCAAGAUAGUCAACGGCCCUGAGAUCCUCAACAAGUAUGUGGGAGAGUCAGAGGCCAACAUCAGGAAGCUGUUCGCAGAUGCUGAGGAAGAGCAGAAAAGGCUGGGCGCCAACAGCGGCCUGCACAUCAUCAUCUUUGACGAGCUGGACGCCAUCUGCAAGCAGAGAGGCACGGGCGCCAGCAGCACAGGCGUGCACGACACUGUGGUCAACCAGCUGCUGUCCAAGAUCGACGGCGUGGAGCAGCUCAACAACAUCCUGGUCAUCGGCAUGACCAACAGGCCUGACUUGAUUGAUGAUGCUCUUAUGCGACCUGGCAGAUUUGAGGUCAAGAUGGAGAUUGGUCUUCCUGAUGAAAAGGGUCGUUACCAGAUCCUGAACAUUCACACGAAGAAGAUGGUAGAGUUCAACCUGCUGGCCGGUGAUGUGGACAUCAAAGAGCUCGCAGCUGAGACCAAGAACUACAGUGGUGCUGAGAUAGAGGGUCUUGUCAGAGCUGCCCAGUCCACUGCCAUGAACCGCCACAUCAAGGCCACGUCCACAGUGGAAGUGGACAUGGAGCGCGCCGAGAAGCUACAAGUUCACAGGGAUGACUUUAUGGGAUCUCUCAACAAUGACAUCAAGCCUGCCUUUGGUACGAACCAAGAGGACUACUCAAGCUACAUCAUGAACGGCAUCAUCAAAUGGGGUGACCCAGUCAGCCAUGUUCUGGGUGAUGGUGAACUGCUGGUGCAGCAGACCAAGAACAGCGACCGCACGCCCCUGGUGACCGUCCUACUGGAGGGGCCACCCCACAGUGGUAAGACCGCUCUGGCUGCCAAGAUUGCAGAGGACUCAGAGUUCCCCUUCAUCAAGAUCUGCUCUCCGGAUAAGAUGAUCGGUCACUCUGAGAUCUCCAAGUGCCAGGCCAUCAAGAAAGUUUUUGAUGAUGCCUGCAAGUCACAGCUGAGCUGUGUGGUCGUAGAUGACAUUGAGCGUUUGCUGGAUUACGUGCCAAUUGGUCCUCGGUUCUCCAACUUGGUUCUACAGGCUCUACUUGUUCUGCUCAAGAAAACUCCCCCAAAAGGUCGUAAGCUGUUGGUGAUUGGUACGACCAGCCGUAAGGAUGUGCUGCAGGAGAUGGAGAUGCUGGAUGCCUUCAGUACCUCCAUCCACGUGCACAACAUCUCCACAGGAGAACAUCUCGUGGAGGCUCUGGAGCUCCUGGGCAGUUUCUCAGAGCCUGAGCGGGCCAACAUCGCCCGGGAGGUGAAGGGCAAGAGGGUGUGGAUCGGCAUCAAGAAGCUCCUCAUGCUCAUCGAGAUGUCCCUACAGAUGGACAAGGAUUACAGAGUCAGCAAGUUCUUGUCGCUGCUAAGAGACGAGGGGGCGAUGGACGACGGCAGUCAGAUCCGAGUAUAAGUCCCUUUUGUCUCACUGCACUGUUCAGCCAAAUCUGUCCUGUAUGUGGCCAGUUCUAGGAGACAGAAGAGGAGAGGAGGAGAGGAGAAGAGAGGGGGUCCAUCCCGCCAGAGAGGCGCCCCGUCAUGCAUGUUUAUGAUGGCAGACCGAGAUUGUUCCUGCUACAGUCCAGCACCACCCGCACACACACACACACGCACAUGCACAUGCACAUGCACACGCACAGCACACACACACACACACACACAAACACACACACACUUCAGAGACAAACACCUUCAGUGGGAGAGCAGUAAUACUCCAUGUUGUCGGUAUUAAUGCAAUAUCAAUCUCCAAGUGUCGUCUUGUGCUUUUGUGUGCCGUGUCUAUUGCUAAUGUAUGUUUCUAUCUAUAGUCUGAAAGAAAUGAUACAGCACAUUUCUGUGAAUCCUGAGCCUAGGAGGUGUGCAACAGUAUGACAAAGUAUACCAUAUAUGUACUAUAUGUACAUAUAUAUAUAUAUAUAUAUAUACAUUAUGCAUAUAUGAGAUGUAAGUCUUUAAAACUAACCUAGAAAUACAAUCAGAGAAGGCCUGUAGUUUGUGUAAAGUGGAAAUGUAAUUUAUUGUCUGUGAUGUGUGUAAAUGCAAACUAUCCAUCUACUCUAUAUUUAUUAUUUUUUUUGUACAUAGGACACAUUACAGUGAGCUCAUUCCAUUAAAUGACAUUUGUUUAUGUAUAGCCUCUGUAUACAUAUCAGACCUAUAUGUUUUGCUCCUGUGUAGAUGGCAGUUGGGUCAAGUACAGUAUUUAUAUACAGUUUACUUUCUGCAUAAUGUAAAUGUCAAAAGUCAGUGUUUGGAAAAAAUACCACACUUAUACAUAUAGUGAGAUUUAACCAAGAGAACAACCUUUAAUGUAUCGUAGGGUGAAUUAGUUCUGCACUGGAUUUCGAUCUUGUACUCAUGUACUGUGGAUGACUGUUCAGGUUUGGUGUGUGUGUUUGUGUGUGUAUACAGUGUGUGUGUGUGUAUGUGUGUGUGUGUGUGUGUGUGUGUGUGUGUAUGUAUGUAUGUAUGUAUGUAUGUAUGUAUGUAUGUGUAUGCGUAUGCAUGUGUGUAUGCAGUUUUGAAGUGUUGGAAGAUUUAAUCAGUGUGUGUGUGGUGUGUGUAUGUGUACACUGUGAGUAUUUUUGUCCAUGUUUUUGCCUGCCUAAGGACCUCAUGUUCUUAAUUAUGAUCUUUUUAUUUCUUCUUUUUUGGUAACAAGUGUGUUAACCGGAGUACUUUAUCACCAUUAAAGAUGUAUGGCAAGGA
This is a messenger RNA of Alosa sapidissima (American shad), 3634 nucleotides long. It is a transcript of the gene nsfa, whose product is annotated as N-ethylmaleimide-sensitive factor a. The transcript is spliced from 22 exons. Gene Ontology annotation, biological process: SNARE complex disassembly; intra-Golgi vesicle-mediated transport; Golgi to plasma membrane protein transport. Gene Ontology annotation, molecular function: ATP hydrolysis activity; ATP binding. NCBI's taxonomy places the organism in Eukaryota, Metazoa, Chordata, Actinopteri, Clupeiformes, Clupeidae. Bases 96 to 2339 code for a protein of 747 amino acids. Gene Ontology annotation, cellular component: Golgi stack. The record is from RefSeq and is a predicted model, not a curated record.